This is a messenger RNA of Talpa occidentalis (Iberian mole), 2239 nucleotides long. RefSeq names its product GDP dissociation inhibitor 1 (gene GDI1). Gene Ontology annotation, cellular component: cytoplasm. The record is from RefSeq and is a predicted model, not a curated record. The coding region runs from base 50 to 1393 and encodes 447 amino acids. Gene Ontology annotation, biological process: small GTPase-mediated signal transduction; vesicle-mediated transport; protein transport. NCBI's taxonomy places the organism in Eukaryota, Metazoa, Chordata, Mammalia, Eulipotyphla, Talpidae. The transcript is spliced from 11 exons. Gene Ontology annotation, molecular function: Rab GDP-dissociation inhibitor activity.
UGAGGCGAAGGAGGAGGAGGAGCCGCGCGGCGCUGCACCGAGCCUGACCAUGGACGAGGAAUACGACGUGAUCGUGCUGGGCACCGGCCUCACCGAAUGCAUCCUGUCGGGCAUCAUGUCUGUGAAUGGGAAGAAGGUGCUGCACAUGGACCGGAACCCCUACUAUGGGGGUGAGAGCUCCUCCAUCACACCCCUGGAGGAGCUGUAUAAGCGUUUUCAGUUGCUGGAGGGCCCCCCUGAGGCGAUGGGCCGGGGCCGAGACUGGAAUGUUGACCUGAUCCCUAAGUUCCUCAUGGCCAAUGGGCAGCUGGUAAAGAUGCUGCUGUACACAGAGGUGACUCGCUACCUGGAUUUCAAGGUGGUGGAGGGCAGCUUCGUCUACAAGGGUGGCAAGAUUUACAAAGUGCCAUCCACCGAGACUGAAGCCUUGGCAUCCAACCUGAUGGGCAUGUUUGAGAAGAGACGCUUCCGCAAGUUCCUGGUGUUUGUGGCAAACUUUGAUGAGAAUGACCCCAAGACCUUUGAGGGUGUCGACCCCCAGAACACCAGCAUGCGCGAUGUUUACCGGAAGUUUGACCUGGGUCAAGAUGUCAUCGACUUCACUGGCCACGCCCUGGCGCUCUACCGCACCGAUGACUACCUAGAUCAGCCCUGUCUUGAGACCAUCAACCGCAUCAAGCUGUACAGCGAGUCCCUGGCCCGGUAUGGCAAGAGUCCAUAUUUGUACCCGCUCUACGGCCUCGGCGAGCUGCCUCAGGGCUUUGCGAGGUUGAGCGCCAUCUAUGGGGGGACAUACAUGCUGAACAAGCCCGUGGAUGACAUCAUCAUGGAGAACGGCAAGGUGGUGGGUGUGAAGUCCGAGGGAGAGGUGGCCCGCUGCAAGCAGCUGAUCUGUGACCCCAGCUACAUCCCAGACCGUGUGCGAAAGGCUGGCCAGGUUAUCCGCAUCAUCUGUAUCCUCAGCCACCCCAUCAAGAAUACCAACGAUGCCAACUCCUGCCAAAUCAUCAUCCCCCAGAACCAGGUCAACAGGAAGUCAGACAUCUACGUGUGCAUGAUCUCCUACGCGCACAACGUGGCUGCGCAGGGCAAGUACAUCGCCAUCGCCAGCACCACAGUGGAGACCGCAGAGCCCGAAAAAGAGGUUGAGCCUGCCUUGGAGCUGCUGGAGCCCAUUGACCAGAAGUUCGUGGCCAUCAGUGACUUGUAUGAGCCUGUCGACGAUGGUGCCGAGAGCCAGGUGUUCUGUUCCUGCUCCUAUGACGCUACCACACACUUCGAGACAACCUGCAAUGACAUCAAAGACAUCUACAAGCGCAUGGCAGGCUCCGCCUUUGACUUUGAGAACAUGAAGCGCAAACAGAACGAUGUCUUUGGAGAAGCCGAUCAGUGAUCAGUGAUUGCUGACCACCCCCCACCCCCGGCCCUGAUGCCCUCUCCCCAUACCCAAGUCUGUUCUCUAGGGUUGGGGAGAUGGGUGUGGCUGGGCACCCCUGUCUCCAGCACCCUCUGCUUCCCCCACCACAUUCCUGUUACCCACCUCAUUGAUUCACUGACCAAAUCCUUAACCUUAGUGAUGGUUUGGGACAUGGGGGUGGGGAGGCUGGAUAGCAUCCUCUUUCUUGACCCUUCCUUAUCUUGGAAAAGAGGGUUCUGCUCCUUGUGUUCGUCUCUCCCCCCACCCUUAAUUCUUCUGCUGUUUGGGAAGAAAGUGGAGGAAAAACUGACUUCUGCCCCCACCGCUCUUACACCCACUGUAGUGGCCUUUGGAGAUGCCCCCUGCCUCCCCCCACCAACUCUUGCUUGUUGGAGAGAAGGGGCCCUCCCAGCACAAAGUUGUGUUCCACCCUACCCCACCCCCAUAAUUUAUUCUAAUUUAUUAACCUGGGCCCACUCUGAGAAGGGAGCACUGGCUCUGGCCCAAAGCCUGGCCUUGGGGCUGGGGCACCCCCUGCCCCGCCACAGCCCAAGGGGGGAGGGCUUGGGCAGGCCCCUGUGGAGGUUGAUCUUGCCGUGUUUGUUUCUUGUCCUGUGACUGUGUCUGGUGCUUGCUGAGAAAAGAAAAGUGAGCUAAGCAGGAGGCAGUGGGAGAAGGAUCCACACUCCAGUGCUCGCCUCGCCCCGCCCCGCAUCUUCCUUUUGUGGUGGGAAACCCUUAUCUUGCAAAGUGGACGUGACCCCUUCCCCGACUCUAGUGUAUUUCACAGAAAGCAAACCUCCCAAUAAAACUGUGUUGAAA